AUUAUACAACACAACCAAAUACAUGAAAUGCAUUCUAACAAAACCUUGACUGUUCAUAUAACAAUGUUCUUGCUAUGGUAAUAGUUAUAGAUUAAAUUAUGCAUAACUUACAUAUGUUUUGAUAUGGUUAUACAUUUACUAUUCUUUUUCUGUUUGAAAAUACAUAUCAUUGUUCAUACAUUAGUGUUUAGAUAUAGAUUGCUGGAAUAUCAAAACAAGGUCGUGUAUUUGGAAUUGAAUCACUGCACAAUGGGAUUUCUACAUCUUUAGUUGAUAUUUUUGACCAAUUAGCAAUGAUUUGUUUUGUAAUCACCAUCCACGAUUUGAGACUAAAGUUUUGUCACAAUGAAUGACAGUUUUGAUACAUGUUUUUAGUUAGUAACCAUGGCGAGAAAGUGAUAUUUAACCGGUCACUAAGUGUGACGUUUUGAGACUAUAGCGGCAUCAUAAAUAGUGACGAACUUGAUAUGUGGUUUUUGUCAUGAUAUGUGGAGUAUAACGUAUUUUGGACAAUAAUUUCAGUAAGAAAUUUUGAUAUUUUAGAUACAUUUACAGAUCGUUACAUUUGGUGACGAAAUAGAUAAAUAUUAGUUAGUCGCAACUCGUGUGUUGUUUUAAUGACUAUAAAAAAUCUGUGACGAUUGUACUGUAACCAUCCACCAAUCGUCACAUUUGUAACAAUAUUUUUAUUGUGACUAAAAAUAAUUAUUGUGAUGGAAUAUUAUGUAACAAAUGGACUUCUUUUCUUAUUUUCUUGUAGUGAGAAGUGGUGGAUCACACACCACCAAUUGUUCAUAGUUCAAACAAAAUCUCACCUAAAUUAAAAUGAUCUAUGAACAAUUGUGGGUAAAUCUCAUAGUAUUUAUUUUUUGGUUGAAUAUUGACCAAACAUUUAAACCGUAGAUUUAGUACCAUUUUUAUACCAAAUCACCAAAAUCCCAAAAAAAUAUUACAAAACACAAACCAAAAAAGGAAAACGGGCCCCCCUUUGGAAAAUCCAAAUCCUAUUCUCAUUGGCUAAUUGCACUAUAUCCAUUACCAACCGUUGAUAAGAUUACAUCCAACGGAUAAAAAAUCCUCAUCCCUGAUUUUGUCCUUCCUUCACUUAUUAUUUAAAAACCACACCAAGGACCUGGAAUCCCAAAACAUAUUACAAAUCUCUUCUUUAAAUCUACACAUUUGAGAAAUGGAGGCUACCGGAAAAGUGAAGAAAGCUUUCGGAAGAAGGAAAGCCGGCGGUCCCAAAACCAAAUCGGUUUCCAAGUCUGUCAAAGUCGGUCUCCAAUUCCCUGUGGGAAGAAUCGGUCGUUUCCUGAAGAAAGGACGAUACGCGCAGAGGAUCAGCCGUGGUGCUCCUGUUUACAUGGCUGCUGUUCUUGAGUACCUCGCCGCUGAGGUGCUGGAGCUUGCUGGUAACGCUGCUAAAGACAACAAGAAGACGAGGAUCAUCCCGAGGCAUCUUCUUCUUGCGAUCAAGAACGAUGAAGAGCUGGGAAAGCUUCUGAGUGGAGUCACCAUUGCUCACGGUGGUGUUUUGCCUAACAUUCACUCUGUGCUUUUGCCUAAGAAGAAUGCUAAGUCAACCGAGGAGAAGGCUCCCAAAUCUGCAGCCAAGUCUCCUAAGAAAGCUUAAUUAUGUUCUCUUUAAAGUUUCUUCUCAUUCACCAUUUUCAUGUUUAUGUUUGGUUAAUAUAAUCUAUGUUAGGGUUUGGUGAAUGUAUAUGAUAUAAGUCUUAUUUAGGAUCUAUGUAUUUUGUUUUUCCAAACUUUGUCUUAGAUCUUAUAUUAA
Camelina sativa (false flax) is the source of this 1789-nucleotide messenger RNA. The record is from RefSeq and is a predicted model, not a curated record. Lineage: Eukaryota; Viridiplantae; Streptophyta; Magnoliopsida; Brassicales; Brassicaceae.